Molecule: messenger RNA, 2234 nt
Organism: Phragmites australis (common reed)
Lineage: Eukaryota; Viridiplantae; Streptophyta; Magnoliopsida; Poales; Poaceae
Product: trans-resveratrol di-O-methyltransferase-like
Exons: 2
Coding region: 131-1228 (365 amino acids)
Biological process (GO): methylation
Molecular function (GO): protein dimerization activity; S-adenosylmethionine-dependent methyltransferase activity; O-methyltransferase activity
Source: RefSeq, a predicted model, not a curated record
GACCUUCCAACGUGUAGCAACGAAACGCUACUAUUAAACUACACGAACGCCGUAUUCCGUUGACCACCAACCCAGCCGCCGCUUGCAAGGUCUUGCGGAGUUGCAACCAACUCACCAAAGCAAGCGAGCUAUGGACGCCAGCCGCAACGGGGGCCUCGAGACCGGCGCCGAGCUCGUGCAGGCGCAGGCCGAGCUUUGGAACCACGUCUUCGCGUACACCAGGUCCAUGUCCCUCCGGUGCGCCGUCGAGCUCGGCAUCCCCGACGCCGUGCACCGCCACGGCGGCGCCGCGACGGUCCCGGAGCUUGUCGCGGCUCUAUCCCUGCCGCCCUCCAGGGCGCCGUACCUGCGCCGCCUCAUGCGGCUGCUCGCCCACGCAGGGUUCUUCUCCUUCGACGACGCGGCCGCCGGCUACGGGCUCACCCCUCUCUCGCGCCUCCUCGUGUGCUCGCCCGGCGCGGGUGGGCAGGACCUCUCGCCGUUCGCGCUCGCCAUGCUGCACCCGGUCAUCGUGUCGCCGUCCAUGUCCCUGGCGUCCUGGUUCCGGGCCACCGACGCCCGCAACGCCGCGGCGCGCGUCCCGUUCGACGCCGCGCACGGCCGCGACUUCUGGGCGGUGGCGAAGGACGACCGGGAGUUCGGCGCGGCGUUCAACGACGCCAUGGCGUGCGACGGCCGGUUCGUGACGGACGUGCUCGUGCGCGACCACAGCUACGUGUUCCGGGGCCUCGCCUCGCUGGUCGACGUCGGCGGCGGGUCCGGCGGCGCUGCCAGGGCCAUCGCCGCCGCGUUCCCGCACGUCAGGUGCAGCGUCCUGGAGCUGCCGCACGUCGUCGCGAGCGUCCCGCCGGGUGAACGCGGCGGCGUGGAGUUCGUCGCAGGGGACAUGUUCGAGCACGUCCCCAAGGCCGACGCUGUCCUCCUCAAGUGGAUCUUGCAUGGAUGGGACGACGAGGAGUGCGUGCGGAUACUACGGCGGUGCAGGGAGGCGAUCCCGACGAAGGACAGCGGCAGGGUGAUCGUGAUGGACCUGGUGGUGGGAUCGAGCCCGGCGGACGAGAGGGCCACCGAGACGCAGCUGUUGUGGGACGUGAUGAUGAUGGGUGUGGUCGGGAGCCCCGAGCGGGACGAGCGCGAGUGGCGCAAGAUAUUCGAGGACGCGGGCUUCAGCGGUUACAAGAUCGUGGCCGUCCUCGGGAUUCGGUCAGUGAUCGAGGUGUACCCUUGAUUUCUUAUAUGGCACAAGCAGACUAUCCACCACGUACUCUUCAGUGUAACAGAUACUUGUAAAACGCAAAAAUAAUCCCUACGGACACCAGAAAGAACAUGGUUUUUCAUGCGAUGAAUAACCAAAGAAUCCACCUGCAAUGCAGCAGAAUAGAGGUCCAUAAGCAACAUAGCAUUAGUGUUACACAGGGUAACUGCGACCAGGGUUCGUGAUAUAGCUACAGAAGUGACAGGAGCUUUUACUUGAUACAUAAACGGUACAUCAAAGCUGACAGACCAUCCCAUAAAGAUUUGCAUACGGGGUACAUGGAGAGACCAUGGCACUUUGUGGGCUUCAUAUGAGACCUCAAAAAACUGCAUGGAGUGCAUCAGGACACCUGAGACCAGAACCAUAAUACCUGGGGUGUUUAGCUGAGGCAUGUACAGGAGUGGUUCACCAAAGAUCAUUCGUUGACUUCUUGUGCAAAUGACUAAUUAGCUUGUGCAGAGCAACAGAGGCGAUGAGGUCAAAAGGCAGCUUACGGCAUACUCUGUGGAGUACUGGGAAAGUAAAACUUACUGAGUAACUUGGAAGUACUCUGAACAUCAUUGAAGGAGCAUCACAUUCCCAAGGGAGCGGCACAGAGAGCUGGAAGAGCGGCACUCGGGGUGGAGCGGUUGUACCCAAACAAGUCUAGCAUCCGUGGAUUUUGGCACUCAGUCUCAUAGUUCCCUUCCUUGACACCAUCAUCAUCUGCUGGCAAGAUUUUCUCGGUCAAGGAAAAACCAAAAAGCCUGCAGCUAGUUUUGCGAACCUCCCUUCCACCAGAUCCAAACUUGGCAGUAUCUCCAGGUGCUGAAGCUCUUCUAGUCUCAAAUUGCUCCAAACUAAUUUGACCAGGCGCUUCAUGCUGUGUUCUGGUCUGAGUUUCCCACGGUAUAUCAAAUGGGCUAGGCUGACUGCCAUUUGCACCUUCGCCAUUAGUCUUGCUUGCCAAUCCAAGCUGUGAAACCACUGUCCGGUUAAA